AAGCUAUGUGUACGUGCAUGCGUGUGCGCGCACGCAUAACCUCACUGUUCGCGCACGGUGCCUCACUCGCAGGUUGGAUUCGGUGCAUCGCGAAAACCGAAGUGCCCCCGUGAUGCCGCGUGCGUGGAGUACAGAUUGGCGGGGAACAGCCGCCGCACAGGUACAAGCGCAACGCGAGCGCGCAAGUUUUAUCCAAACCGAGAAUGCCCAGAGAGACGGCGUUUUUUCCAGCUGCUUCCCACGCCGCGUGGUGGACACUUGAAGAAGGGUGAAGCGUAUACUUUGAAGCUAAUGCUGGGAGUAGUUGACGCUACCAACUGAAUAUGACUUCCAUCUGCACUCUGGGAAUUAAAAGUUCGCAAAAAUGAAGUUUGGCAAAAGCGUCUGUAUCAUAAACGUGGGUGGCACCAAGUACGCUUUUCCAAAGGACGUAAUCAAGGAUUUCCCUUUGAGGAGAGUGAGUCGUCUCCACAGUUGCGCCUCGGAGAGAGAAGUGCUGGAAGUGUGCGAUGAUUAUGAUAGAGAGAGGAACGAGUUCUUCUUUGACAGACAUUCAGAAGCGUUCGGCUUCAUUAUGCUGUACGUGAAGUACGGCAAACUGCGCUUUGUCCCGCAUAUGUGCGAGCUGUCGUUUUACAACGAGAUGAUUUACUGGGGUUUGGAAAGCUCUCAUUUGGAGUUCUGCUGCCAGCGGAGACUCGACGACCGCAUGUCGGACACGUACACUCACUUUACCGAGGAGCACCACAAAACGGCCAAUAACACAAGGACUGAUGAGUCGUCAAACGGGAAGCGGUACUCAAAGUGUCUGGAGCGAAUGCGCAGGACUUUCGAGGAGCCCACCUCCUCUCUGGCCGCGCAAAUUUUGGCGUCCGUGUCGGUGAUUUUUGUAAUUGUGUCCAUGGUAAUACUUUGCGCAAGCACUAUUCCUGACUGGAAAACUGCCGAGAGCAACACAGCGGAAGAGCACAGGUACACAGACUCUUUAGAGCAUCCAUCCGGGAUCAUUGAGGCGGUGUGCAUCGGAUGGUUCACGGCAGAGUGCAUCGUGCGCUUCAUUGUGUCCCGAGACAAGUGUGAGUUUGUGCGACGUCCACUGAACAUCAUAGACCUGCUGGCCAUUACCCCCUAUUACAUCUCUGUCACCAUGACGGUUCUGACUGGAGAAAACUCACAGCUGCAGAGGGCUGGUGUGACGCUACGCGUGCUGCGCAUGAUGCGAAUCUUCUGGGUCAUCAAGCUAGCGCGACACUUCCUGGGGCUCCAGACUUUAGGGUUAACGUUGAGGCGCUGCUACCGUGAGAUGGUCAUGCUCCUGGUCUUCAUUUGCGUGGCCAUGGCCAUAUUCGGCGCGCUGGCGCAACUUCUAGAGCACGGCUUGGAUCUGGAGUCUGGGAACGAGGAAUAUGCUAGCAUUCCUGCCGCCUGCUGGUGGGUUAUUAUCUCCAUGACGACUGUCGGCUAUGGAGACAUGUACCCCAUCACUGUGCCAGGACGUGUGCUUGGUGGCCUGUGCGUCGUGAGCGGUAUUGUGCUGCUUGCUCUACCGAUAACCUUCAUCUACCACAGCUUUGUUCAGUGCUACCAUGAACUCAAGUUCCGCUCGGCCCGCUACACCCAAAGCCUGUCUGCCGAGUUCCUCAACUGACUCUGAGUCAAAACCUCCCGGUAGGUUUAGCUAUCACAAUUAACAGGACUCAAAUCUAGGCUUUCUACUGGAGAAAUCGAUGGCUAGUGCACAGAUCUCCCUAGGCAUUUCCAUCUGCCACAUUCAUCUCCAGAACAGACUCUCUCAGCGCCGCUGAGCUCCAGUAUGUGUUGUAUCUGUUACUCAAGGGGCUGGAGGAGGCUGCCAUGGUGACGGUAUCACAGAGGCCAGGUGUCCUUGACAGGUACACACUGCUGGAGGGAAACUUUCAGAGGCCUUGAAAAGACUCGCUCUCAUAGAGAUCUGCGCUUUACCCUAUACAUGUGGCAUUCCUCCAAAUGAUUUAGCUUUUGAAUGCCAGUUAAGCAGCCCACAGUGUUGGCAAGCAGAUAUGAGAGAAAUAAUUUAAUCAUCUUGUCACCCAGGAACCUUUCUCUUUGAUGAUGCCUUCAGUUAUAAGCAAUGAAGUUUUAAAGCAGUAGCACUUUUUUCCAGUAUUUAAAAUAUUUAGAGCCUCUUUUUUUUACUGACAAUAGGUUACAAAAUCAUGAAUUUAAAUCACUCUGAAUACUCUUUCCAGGCUAAAUUGUUGUGUAGACCCAAUUCAGUGUGACAGCAAACCUCCAGAGGUAGUGGGACAUAAUGAGUGGAAUAGUCUGAAAAUUACAAGGAUAAAGUGAGUGCUGUGUGGGCAGCUAUGCUGAGAGGAACAUAACGGGCCAUGGAGAGAGAGUGCUGUCAUGGAGAGUUGGGUGCUUUGGAUGACACCAAGCAGAGCAUGUAGAGUUCUCCCCGAAUCCUCUACCUCUGAAUGUCCUCUACUGCCUUGCCGGUUUUCAUACAGGAGCGAGAUGCCUUGAGGCUCGUACACCUUCUGGGGUUUCACAGAAAGCUCUCUGUAAGUCCACGGAAGGUUCUGGAGAUCUUUAGUGACACAGCUACCUCAAGGCCAUCUCCUCCCAUGGAGUCACCCAUGCCACCCACUUCUCCCCGACUCAUUGCUGUCUCUAUUUUGUUGUGGCUCUUAUGUUCCUUAAUGCUCUUAAAUGAAAAUUCAGAGAAUGUGCUGUUAUCUGUGUUUUUGUCUUUAAACGUUUCUCCAAGUGCAUCAUAGCAGGGCUUCUGUUAGAGAGGAAAAAGUGUGUAAAAUUGUAACAAAAUUGUUAUUUGAUGUUAAAUAACGUAAAUAAUCUUGACCUGUUUAAAUUGUGAGACAAAUGUUAAAAUCAACAUUUAAGAAAGUCAAAAUGAAAAUUUACCCCGUGUAUUUUAUUAGUA
Carassius carassius (crucian carp) is the source of this 2926-nucleotide messenger RNA. RefSeq names its product potassium voltage-gated channel subfamily G member 3-like. The coding region runs from base 365 to 1648 and encodes 427 amino acids. Gene Ontology annotation, biological process: potassium ion transmembrane transport; protein homooligomerization. The transcript has 2 exons. Lineage: Eukaryota; Metazoa; Chordata; Actinopteri; Cypriniformes; Cyprinidae. Gene Ontology annotation, molecular function: delayed rectifier potassium channel activity. Gene Ontology annotation, cellular component: membrane; voltage-gated potassium channel complex. The record is from RefSeq and is a predicted model, not a curated record.